This is a messenger RNA of Mytilus californianus (California mussel), 1333 nucleotides long. RefSeq lists its product as uncharacterized. The transcript is spliced from 3 exons. The coding region runs from base 386 to 1264 and encodes 292 amino acids. The record is from RefSeq and is a predicted model, not a curated record. Lineage: Eukaryota; Metazoa; Mollusca; Bivalvia; Mytilida; Mytilidae.
UGUAUAAAAACUACCAAUGUACCUAAUUUUAAAUCGAGGCUUUAAGUCUACGCUGUUGAAAAAUUAUGCAAAAAGUGUAAGACCCAUCAUGCAAGUACAAAGUCAAUCAUUCAAUACGUAGUCCAGCCCUUUUAUCGUAUUUGAGAACUCUGACAUUGUCACAAUUGUCCCCAGGUACAUGUAAUCUACCCGGUAGCUUGUACCAUUGAGAGUUAUGGAGGGCAAGCUGGACUCGGUGACAACAGAAAAAAGAAAUGACAAUAAGUCACUUGUGCUCAAUAAAACACAUUUUCAAGUGCACAGGUUCUACAUGUUGAAACUGUUUGUAUAAAGCUUUAUAUUUCAGAAGGGAGAUCUGGAUGCUUCAACCUUGUAGGCACUGGCUAUGCUCAUGUUGAAAACGUACAUAAGAAUACCAAAAGAGUUCAUGGAGCGUACAGAUUGGCAGCUUUUAUCAGCUGAUAACAAGAAAGUUGAAGCCACUAUGAGACACCCUGGUCUUGAAUUUAGAGAUUAUGACAAAACAGGUAAACCAAAGUUAUGGGAAAUGAUGAGUUUAUGUUCUUCAUCUCGUGUGUACAUGCAUCAUGUUGCAAUAGAUGAUGUUGGAAGCACUUUUCGAGACUUCAAAGACUUAACAAAAGAUCACAUGACUUUCCUUGUAACUAGUCAACUGACUUUUUCAAAAGCAUUAUACAACAUGUCCAUUCUGAAUAAUCCUUUGUUUAUAAAAGUACAAGGUGGUUAUAUAGGAAACACUUCUUUAAAUGCUCUUACAACUGUAAGCUUGGAUGAAAACAGCACAGAAUUAAUGUCAAACUUAAAUCAAGUUGUGUAUAUUGAUCCAGAAACAAGAAAACCAACUCCAUUACCAAGUUGGUGGAAAGAAAAAUAUGCUGAAUCUUCCAAAGAGAAAUCAUCACUGAUAAUAGACAAAUUUAAAAGACCAUUAAAAACAGGUCGUCAAAGAUUUCAGGUCACUUGGACAUAUACAGACGGCUAUGAGCAUGCAAAUUGGACAAGUUAUGCACGAUAUGCAGUUGACAGUGCACAUCUUUGUAGCAAAGAAGGAAUAUUAAAGAAUUUUGAGGAAAAUAUAAAAAAUGGUGUUUCAAACAUUCAGUUGCACUACUAUGGAGAAUCAGUACAGGGUGAUUAUUUAGACAUUUAUACUUGGGAAGAUUCAGAGGACUCAAAAAAACUUUAUUUUGAUAUAAGCAAAGAUGAAAAAUCUAUAUUUCAGUGUAUCAUGUAUUUCUUUUGAUAGUGUAAUAUUUGCAUUACCUUACCGACUUACAAAAAUCUGGUAAUAAAAUUGUACUUAGAAUUGCUA